AUGCUACGCCAAUCAAGAACAAAGCUUAACAGAAUACUCUUGAACAAAUAUAAAUAUCCAGCUCCUAUCGUGAACCUACAUACCACACGAGUGACUUUGACUUCCGCUAGUAAGGAUGCAGAGAUCUUGCCAUUCAGUAAAUUAGCACAGGGCCUCAAUGAUUUGCGGUCUACCGUUUUACAAGCAACACCUUUUAAAAAUGUAGCAAAACCAGCCUCAAUACCUUUCACCGGAAAAGCAGAAAGCUGGGACCAAGCAUUAAGUGAAGCACAAAGCCUAGUAGAAAAAGCAGAGGAGGAAAAGGAGGAUGAACGUAUCAUCGAUCCCGCAAAAUUAGUAGGAGACAAUUUGAAAGAGAUUAAAGAAAACAUCACAAAGCUGCUAGGGAGCACCCAUCCUCAUCUCAACAAAGUGGCGCGCCAUUAUUUCAGUGGGGAGGGCAAACAUGUGAGACCAUUGUUGAUACUACUGAUAGCUCAAGCAACCAGUGUGACAGACAAGAGGAGACCGACAGCACCUGCUAAUUUCACAACAAUAGAUACACCCAUUUCUACAGGCUUAAAAAACAUUGUAACAAAUGAAACAUUCAACCACAAAAUGCACUAUACCCCUCACGUAACAGAUCAGGGCUGUACUAUUUUACCAACACAAAGACGGUUGGCUGAAAUAACCGAAAUGAUUCAUACAGCCUCAUUGUUGCACGAUGACGUGAUUGAUGCCUCUAUGACUCGUAGAAGCCUUCCAUCUGUGAAUGCAUCUUUCGGAAACAAAAUGGCGAUAUUAGGUGGUGAUUUCUUACUAGCGAGGGCUUCACUGGCUUUAGCGCGUCUUAGAAAUGCGGAGUGUACCGAGUUGAUGACCACUUGUGUAGCUAAUUUGGUAGAAGGCGAAUUUAUGCAGCUGAAAAAUGUAAAGAAAGGCACUGCUGGACGAAGUGAAAAAUCAAACACAUUUGAACAUUAUUUAGAGAAAAGUUAUAUGAAAACUGGGAGCCUUAUCGCUCAAAGUUGUAAAUCAUCGGCUGUAUUAGGAGGUUGCACAAAGGAAGUAGCGUCAAUUGCAUUUGAUUUCGGUAGAAACUUGGGCCUUGCUUUUCAGUUAAUCGACGAUAUGCUUGAUUUUACAAUUACUGCUGCGGAAUUAGGUAAACCAGCAGCCGCUGAUUUAAAGUUAGGGUUGGCCACAGCGCCCGUCUUGUUCGCUUGGGAGGAAUACCCUGAACUGGAACCUAUGAUGAAAAGAAAAUUUUCAAAUAAGGGUGAUGUUGAAAAGGCCAGAGAUCUCGUGUAUCAGAGCGAUGGACUAAAAAAAACUCUAGAACUGGCCACACAUUAUUGCAAUCUAGCCAAAGAAGCGUUAUAUAAACUGCCUCCGUCAGAUGCUAGGUCUGCCUUGGUACAAAUUACAAACAAAUUACUGACAAGAAGGUCAUAAGAAAAAAACUUGCAGUCCCAUAUCGCUUAUAUAAUACCCUCUAAUAGAGUGAAUAAAACAAUGAAUAAAAUAGCCAAAUCUCGAAGGGUCGUUUUUGGCUAGUGUAUUUUUGCCCAG
This is a messenger RNA of Mycotypha africana, 1551 nucleotides long. RefSeq names its product solanesyl pyrophosphate synthase. The transcript is spliced from 3 exons. The record is from RefSeq and is a predicted model, not a curated record. Lineage: Eukaryota; Fungi; Mucoromycota; Mucoromycetes; Mucorales; Mycotyphaceae. Gene Ontology annotation, cellular component: transferase complex. Gene Ontology annotation, biological process: isoprenoid biosynthetic process; ubiquinone biosynthetic process. Gene Ontology annotation, molecular function: prenyltransferase activity. Bases 1 to 1434 code for a protein of 477 amino acids.